AUGGUAUAUCUCGUCAUCUCAACCUCGCCAUUUCAAUGCCAAGUCUCCGAUCUUCUUCCAUGCAACAACAAUGGCAAGUCUUCACUACUUCACACAAUGCUGGAAGCUUAUGAUCUCUUAAGACAUUUCGAUCAGAUCAUAGAGCUACCAACCUGUUCUGCUACAGAUCUACGUCAGUUCCACUCGAAAGACUAUUUGGAUCACCUUCUGAACCCCAGGUUUAAUGAUCAAGCGAACCUGAACGGGGAGGAUGAGGACCACAAUGUUCAAGCAAUUGCAGAGAGGGCUGCCGAUUGGCUUGAGAUGAAAACAAACUUGCCAAAAGAUAAUUCACCGUGGUUUGACUCGAAGACUAAGUUAUAUCAAUAUUAUUUAAAGAAUGCUCAAGCUGGACUCGAAGUUGAGGGACGCAAGCGGAGAGGUUUGCUGCGAGACCUAUUGGAUCCCGAAGGCCCAGAGAGUCGCGUCGAGGAAGAAGAAGAAGAAGAAGAAGAAGAAGAAGAAGACAUUAAUUCCAAGAAUUCGCUUGAAAUGCUAAAAUAUGGUCUCUCUCACGAUUGCCCUGUUUUCCGAUAUUUGCCAAUGUACUGCCAUGUUGUCACGGGCGCUACACUAGCACUUGCUAAGAAUGCUUCUUCUCAGAGGGAACGUACUAUUUCAAUCAAUUGGGAUGGGGGCAGACACCAUGCAUUAAAGUCCAAAGCUAGCGGCUUCUGCUACGUAAACGACAUUGCACUGUUGAUUACGAAACUGAGAAGACUUGGUAUCGGGGCCGUGAGCUAUGUCGAUUUUGACCUACACCAUGGAGAUGGCGUUGAGCGUGCGUUCCAGUAUUCUGCAAACGUCCAGACUAUAUCUGUUCAUUUACUAGAGCCCGGAUUCUUCCCAGGAUCAGGCUUUUUGAAAGACACACUCCGAGGAAAGAAUAUAGUUAACCUCCCUGUCCUACAUGGCUUUGAUGACAGUAUCCUUGAAGAGCUUGUUCGAAGAGUUAUCUUGCCCUCUGUUCGAAGUCACAACCCCAAGGUCAUUGUCAUUCAAUGUGGCGCAGAUGGCUUGAUGGGCGACAAAUUCGCAGAGUGGCAACUGACUAUCAGAGGACUUGCCGAAAACAUACUGACAAUUAUACGGAAUUUUCCCAACGCCAAUAUCGUGCUCCUGGGCGGCGGGGGCUACAAUGAGAAAUUGGCCAGCAGAUUUUACACUUUUUUGACCUGGAAAGUUUUGUCGGAGUUUUCUUAUGAAUAUCGAAGCCCAAGCCCUUUUGAUAAUUUGGAAGACGUUAUCCCUGACCAUGAGUUUUUAGAGCUCUAUAAGGAUGAGUUUUACAAGUUUUGGUAUUAUGACACCGAAGGGUGUCAAACUACGUUUCUCAAAAAUGACAACACUGAUGCUCGCAUGGAGAAAUUGGUCCAGUUUUAUGACGCUCAGAGAGCAUUGUGA
This is a messenger RNA of Lachancea meyersii CBS 8951, 1443 nucleotides long. The record is from the annotation of a GenBank genome assembly. Lineage: Eukaryota; Fungi; Ascomycota; Saccharomycetes; Saccharomycetales; Saccharomycetaceae.